Prorocentrum cordatum is the source of this 2572-nucleotide messenger RNA. Lineage: Eukaryota; Dinophyceae; Prorocentrales; Prorocentraceae. The record is from the annotation of a GenBank genome assembly.
CGCACAGGCGCUCAGGGAAGGCUCUGUCUGUCAAGUUGUCGGACCGCGUCGCAGAGCCGAGUGUGGAGAAUUUCCCCGAAGACCUCCCUGCCGUCUGAGGAGGGCCUCGCUGGAACCGGAGCCCCUGAGCGAAAGAAGGGCGUACACGUGCGUGAAUCCGCGCUGGUUUCGAGAGUACGCGCUGCCCGAGUGUUCGCAUCACGCGGCCAGUCUCGCGGAUCGAGGGGCCGUGUUCAUGUACAUAGCUGGGCGCGUACGUCCUUUGUGGGCUCCCCAUGUGUGGGGGCAGUGACCGAUGAGCCCGCGUCGCGGGCCAAGGGAAGGCAGUUGAGAAGGAAGCGAGUGGCCGUACGACAAUCUUCGGUGGCCACGUGCGACCUGUGCAAUCACCCCACGUCGGCUGCAAUCACGCCUGCACCCAACCCAUGGAGCAGAUCCUGAACCCCCGAUGUUUUUGCUCCGCGAGUGAGUGGCAGCUCUGCGCCAGAUCGGGCUUGACUUGCAGACGAUACGACAAUCAACAGACUCAGGAUUGAAUAGGAAUGCUCCAGAGUUCGUCCUUCUUGCAUCGCUGGACGGAUGCAAGCGUAUCGCCAGACUCCAUCAGCUACGAUAGUUCAGACAACAGGCGUACAGCUGAGCGACAGCACUGCCAACUGCGCAUGUACAGACAAAGCAAUAAACCCGGACUUGCUUGUCCUGUAGAGGGGGACAGUGGCGCAUCAAGAGGUGGUUCAAGACAUGGUGCAUCAAAAAGGGAGCAGGUUUCAGGGUGGCGCUGACAAGCACGCGCCCGAUGCCGGCAGCUACGAGACUGGCACAGCGAAGCACGAAUUCCACGCCAUCCACUACGAGGGUGGUGCCGGAAAACACGAAUCCGACUGCGACCGGUACGAGGGAGGUGGGGCGAAGCACGAGGCCAACGUCGUCAGCUGCGGGGGAGGCCGAGCGAAGCACAAGCCCGACGCCAUCAGCUACGAGGGUGGUGCAACGAAGCCGAGUACGACAGUUGGGCCGCGAAGCACGAGCCCGCCGUCAUCAGCUGCUGAGUUGGGGCCGGUCCCUCGUGCGAGAAGGGCCGGCAAUGGUGCGAAAAAGGGCGGGCAGUGGCGCGAGAAAGGCGGGCAGUGGUGCGGGAAAGGCGGGCAGAGGUGCGAGAAGGGGCGGGCAGUGGUGCGAAAAGCGUGGGCAGCGGUGCGAGAAGGGCGAGCAGCGGUGCAAGAUGGGCCGGCGGUGGUGCGAGAUGGGCCGGCAGCGGCGCUAGUAGGGCCAGGAGUGGUGCGAAAAGGGCCGGCGGUGGUGCGAGCAGAGCCGGCGGGUGGGACUGUGGUAGCAGCGGUGCGUGACAGGCCAGCAGCGGUGCGAGACGGGCUGGCAGUGGUGCGAGACGGGCCGGCAGUGGUGCAUGAAUUGUUAGCAGCAGUGCUAGAAGUGCCGGCAGGUGGGGCAGUGGCGGCAGAGGUUGGUUUAGGAGCUCCGUGGGAGAGGUGGAGGAGGAAGCGGGGGAAGCGGGGCGAAGCGCGAGCCCAACGUCGUCAGUUAUGGGGUGGUCACACGAAGCACAAGCCCGACGCCACCAGCUCUGAGGAUGGCACGACGAAGCGCGAGUUCGAUGCCAUCAGCUAUGAUGGUGGCACGGCUGCGAAGUACGAGCCCGACGUGAUCAGCUACAGUGUUAGGGCCAGCCCCCUCAUGCGAGAAGGCCCAGCUGUGGUGCGAAAAGGGCCAGCAGUGGUGCGUGAAUGGCAGGCAACGGUGCGAGACUGGCGGGCAGCGGUGCGAGAAGGACCGGCAGUGGUGCGUGACGGGCCGGCAGAGGUGCGAAAGGGGCGGCAGUGGUGCGAGACGGGCCAGCAGUGGUGCGAGAAGGGCCCGCAGUGGUGCGAGAAGGGCCCGCAGGUGGGGCAGUGGCGGCAGGGGUUGGAUACAAGACGCAAUCAGCUACAGCGCGGCACGCGGAACGCCAUGUCCGCACCGUUUUCAGUGCUCUUGCAGGCUUGUGCACCGCCCGCUAUGCAUAUGCACUUGCUCGUUUGGGCUACGCGGACAUCGCGAGGAGCAAAAGAGAAACCGAGGAGGAUAAUGAGCAGGGUAUAUCUGACUGCGAGUCGGGGGACGUUGGGGUCCACGCGCUGCUCGACAUGGCGUACAAGCGUAUUGAUAGCACGACAGCCCGACGAGGCAUACAGGGUACUCCAACAUUUCUACAAAGCCGCUCCACAAACCAUGUGGCAUCCUGGUAUCCAGCACCUGCGCGACAACAUGGUUAUGUGCCUCAGCGACGGGCAGUGCUGUGAGCACCUGGUGGAGGAACAAUGGCAUAUAUCAGGGUGAGGGGGCCGAGCGGCCAUUCACUGUUUCUGGGCGCGUGGCUGAAGUGAGUUUCCGCAGGUCGGAUUGUUGCUGUUGCGUUGUUUGUUGCUUGUUGUUUGUUGUAUGUUGCUUGUAUGAAAUCAAACUCCAGCAAGCUGACCGUCCUGAGGAAGGUCGUGGUCCAGAGGAUGUAGCCUUUUCAGCCAUGUCGGUACCCAAAACCACCAUCGCCCAUAGUGCUGAUGCUGAGUGGUUAGAA